This is a messenger RNA of Dicentrarchus labrax (European seabass), 3344 nucleotides long. RefSeq names its product osteoglycin, paralog a (gene ogna). Bases 131 to 982 code for a protein of 283 amino acids. NCBI's taxonomy places the organism in Eukaryota, Metazoa, Chordata, Actinopteri, Moronidae. Gene Ontology annotation, molecular function: protein binding. The record is from RefSeq and is a predicted model, not a curated record. The transcript is spliced from 6 exons.
CUACUGGUUCAGCCUUUAAAUACAGUCAUUUGACACAUCCCAACAGGGGCUCGUAGCAGAGAGCAGCUGCUGACCCAAACUCAGGCUUUAAGGCGAGCUGGUGUGUCGGCAUCACACUGCUUUGGACAGCAUGAAGGCUCUCUUAUUCACCUGUAUGCUGGUGCCUUGGCUGGUGGCAGCCUCGGCCAGGAGGUCUGACCAGGACUCACAGCUGAUACCGGGAUCUCUACCUGCCAGGGAGCUGAACGGAUACUUCAGUGACCAUUUGAAAUCAAGGAGGGCUAGGAGGGCGCUGCCUCUUGGUGAUGAACCUGAUGACAGCCCAAUCUCAGAGGGAGGAGAUCCCAUUGAUCUGCCAACGUGCCUGCUGUGUGUGUGUCUGACUGGUUCAGUGUACUGUGAGGAGGUCAGUCCAGACAUGACCAGUGUUCCCACCUUGCCUAAGGAGACAGCCUACCUGUAUGCUCGCUUCAACAAGAUCAAAAAGAUCAGCACCAAAGACUUUGCUGACAUUGUGACUCUGAAGCGGAUCGACCUGACGGGGAACCUGAUCUCAGAGAUUGAAGAUGGGGCGUUCUCUAAGCUGGUCUUGCUAGAGGAAUUGUCUCUGGCUGAGAACAGACUGGUCAAACUUCCUAUGCUCCCUGCCAAACUCACAUCCUUCAACGCCAAUAACAACCUCCUCAAAACCAAGGGUGUCAAAGCUAAUGCUUUCAAGAAAAUGACCAAGCUGAUCAACCUGUUCCUUGCCGACAACCAGCUGGAAGCUGUUCCACAGAUUCCUGACAGCGUUCGGACCAUACAUCUACAGAACAACAACAUCACGGAGGUCAGCGUGAACACCUUCUGCAGGUCCAAUGACACCUACUACCUACGACCAAGCCUCAAUGAGGUCCGUUUGGACGGCAACCCUGUGGUGCUGUCUAAGUACCCUGACAGCUUCACCUGUAUGAAGGUACUGCCUGUCGGACGGUACCGCUGAGGAGGCAGAAACUUUACUGAAGCGCCCUUGUUGCUGAUGGAGCAGUUUUCCCACAACAGAGUGCUGGGGGGAUACCGUGACGUUCUGGAUUUUGGGGCACUGAUCCCACGGUGGGGGUAAAGGUGUCAAUGUUUUUACUUCAGCAAACCUACAAACAACUUGUGACAUUGUCAGGUCGAAAUGAAACCACUCACUGGACUGAAGGUGUAGAACUGAAGGAGUUUCUCACCUCUGGCCUUCUUCAGUUCUACUGACUGGUGGGGAGUACCAGGCAUUUAAACGUCUGCAGGAAGUUUCACAUAAAAGUUAUUGUCACAUGAAUUGAUGAAAAAACGCCUGAAAAGGGGGGGGCGCCUCAUGCUUCAAACAAACUGGUUUGUCUGAGCCCGUCUAAAAUCAAUGUUUCUACUAGUUAUAAAUAUACUCAAUGAAAGGCACGGUGAAAAGCAGUCGUCGCCUUGUGGCAGCAUCAUGCUGCCACCCUGAUCUCUUGCCAACAACCUUGUGUCUCUUGAAUCAUGUUGUAGUCAAGAUGUGUUGACUCGCACAAAUGGGGAUAAGGGCACACACUUUACGACAGUCUCUCUUCAAAGGCAUUAAUGGUGUUACACUCCUAUGUUCACAAGCAAAGUGAUGGAAGACCUUGAUAAAGAAAUUCAAACUUCUACUUUCACACGUGCACACAUUUGGCCAAUCUGCAUAAAGUGGACGUGUUUGUCCAAGUUAUUCAGCACAGCCUUUGAUUCAAUCAUCAGAAAGGUGGCUUCAGAUGACGUUGAUAAAUCCGACAAACCCUUAGUUUGAAGCAUACUGAGGCCUUGACAAUGGGACUGUAAGUGACAAAUAUCCUGACUUAGGCAACCUGUUGAGACACACCACAGGAGAGGUGCCCUCUGAAUGUCCUUUCCACAGGUAACGUAAUUCCAGUAGAACUGAUGUAACCCUUUGAAUGUGUGGAGAAGCAUCAACGCCUCUACAGCAACAGUCCAAUUUAUUGUUUCAUUUUGACCUGACGCUGUACUACCUAGAUGAAUGAAACUACACAAACUACAUUGAACCAACACACACACAGCCACAAGCCAACAGGCCUGCUUAUAACUUCCUGUAUCUAUUAGUUUAAAACACAACAAAUAAGCAUUUUGGUGCUAUAAGUAACUGUAAGUAGUAAAGAAGAAAUUUAAAUUCAAGAUAUGACGUUAACCUAGAUAUCUUUGACGCUUUUUCUGACCUAAAGAUCUAAUACUACUGUAAAAUCUCUUAUUUCAAGAUUUUACAUUAUAUUAAAUAAAUGUUUUAGAAUACUAAAACAAGUAAUAUGUCCAAUAGGUGCUUUUAACAGACCAACGUGUUUUUCUAACCUUGAAAAGCCAAGUCACAGUUUUCACCUUGCUCACUGUGGGCAGUCAUCAGGAAUUUCAUUUCAUUAUAUGUAUUAAUGCUGUUGCAUGCUUCAUUUAAAACUUUCCAGACUAAAACUGUAAAGAGAAUGGGUUUUUGAGAUUUAGGCUGGCUUUGAGGAAACACAUUGUGAAAUUAUUAAGAGUUUAGGAAAGUUUUGUCUGACAUACCAUCACCAUUGAAUGAAAACGUGAUGUAUUUUUGGUUAAACCACGUUCCAAUCAAAGUAUUUUUGCAGUUAAUAUUUUAUAGAGUCCUGACGACAGUAGGAGAGAAGAUGCUACAUUUCAGUCAUACAAAAGGAAUACUUGAUACACACAUGUUGAUCUGAAGUCUUUUUUUCUCCAAGUUAAUCUUGUCACAUAACUAACUGGAAAAAGGAAAGUACCCUGUGAGCAUUUGUCAUAACAUUAAUUGUAUGUUGCUUUGAGAUUUAUUGCAUGUCAGACUAUUGAUCCCAGCUGACUCAGACAGCUGAUAAACAUUAGAUUGUCUUGGAAUGCCAGCAGGAAUAGUCUGUAAAUACUUUUCUCGUUGAGUGUUGUCUCAGAAAAUGACAAAAAAUUAACACAACACUGGGGGUUUUUGCUCUGCCAUUGUGUGAAUUAAUUUCACUUUUAAUUAUUCCAUUAAAAAUGCCUCUCCAUACGGGCGAUGGCCAUGCAGACUUGUCCGACUGCAGGCUUUCUUAAACAUUUUGUGACUUAGCUUCACUUUGGUUUUUAAUUUAUAGACUCCAGUUGAAGUGAACUGGGGAACAAUGUAUCUAUGAACUAUAGUAAUGUGAAAGUUACUCCUUUUUAUUUUGUCUGCUUUUAAAAUGUCUUGCUUGUGUCCCUUACACUUCCCUUACACUUUAGAAAUUAUUACUGAUGUGAAUAAGACAGUUGUGUACAAGAAGAUGUGUAUGUGACAUGGCUAUGUCUUUAAGAUAUUUUAAUAAAGUUCAACUUUUUUAAUUAAA